Molecule: messenger RNA, 1177 nt
Organism: Moneuplotes crassus
Lineage: Eukaryota; Ciliophora; Spirotrichea; Euplotida; Euplotidae
Source: the annotation of a GenBank genome assembly
AUUUAUAAGAUAUUAAAUCAAGAGAGCAAUCAUGAGAUUUAUGACAAGAGUUAUUAUUACAACAGUACUUAUGUUACUUGUAGCGGUGUGGUAUAAGGCUAGAAGGGCAGACAGAUUUAAAAUCACACCUUACACAAAAUCUGCCAUGGAUUCUUUCAGGAAGAGCAUUGAUUUGAAGUGUAAUCACAAGCACAACAUCGACUUCAAACCGAUCAACACUACGAAGACUUUAUUUACUCAAAAUGGUUUAAACUUCACUAUCUGUCAAACUCUUGAAAAACCAAAAAUGAGUGUUCAUCAUUCCUACAAUUUUAGAAAAGAUUUCUCAAAGAAGACAGAUCCCUUUAUGGGAGAUAUUCCAGAAGGCUUGGUAAUCGCUCAUAGCUUCAAUGAGAAACAUAUGCUUCUUCUAAAUAAAUAUGCUAUUCUACCGAAGAUGUUGCUCAUAGUGGCAAAAGGCAGCCAUUUUGAGACACAAAAUGUACCGCUUGAUUUCUACGAUAUGGAAGGAGUGACUCUAGCCAUGAGAAUUGUCAAAAAUCCUGUUAUAUUCUUCAAUUGAGGGCAGUCUGCUGGGGCUUCCCAGCCUCACAAGCACAUUCAAGUGAUCCCAAUAGAAUCAUUUGAUGAAGCUCAUGGGUGUCAUCUACAUAAAAGAGUCAUUGAGUUCAGAGAGAAUGCUAAAGUCUCAGAAGGAAAGCACAAAUUGCCAGAAUUCAAUUUCAAACAUGAGCUGAGGUUUUUAGAUGAAGACUUGACUAACCAGCUUUCAGACUUAAACGCUAACCAGAGAGAUGUGACUAAAAACUUACUCAGAAUUUACAAAGACAUACUUAAAAGCCUUGGGAUUCAUCCAGAAAAGCCUCAGUAUGGGUUUAAUUUUAUUGUCACAAAAACAUACAUGCUGGUAAUUGCUAGAAGCACAUUUGCUCAUACUAACAUGAGAGAGGAUAAAGAUCUUCCACCCUACAGGCCUAACUCCAUGGCUUUCCUUGGGCAAUUCUACAGUAGGACAGAUGAACAAUCAAAUAAUUUUGUCAAGGAAGGGUUUAUGAACAUUCUAGAGAAAUGCAGUGUGAAGGAGCACAGCUCUUUCUCAUUGGAUCAAGGUUCUGCUGAAAAAUAAGUUGAUACAUUUAGUUGUUAAAUUCAAGUUCCAGCAGUGCUCGUAAUUUAU